AUGCAUCAAUUGGGAACUGAAGAACAAACUGCUCUCCUUUUAUCGGCAGCAGCUGAUGAUGAUGAUGAAGAUAAUGAUAAUCAUAACGUAACAAAUGCUCCAUUAAAUUCUGGAAAUGAUGGUUUUCCUGUUGUUGUUAAGCGUCCAAAAACAUAUCAACGUCAUCCUAUUUCUAAUGCUCAUCCUAUAUUAUGCUUUGCUUGUGUCUUGGGUGCUUUCAUCUUAGGAUGUCUUACUGGAGUUAUUAUUUUGCUUGAUCGAAUAUCGCAUGCAUCUGGACAUGAACAAACAUCAUUGCCUUCAAAUUUUGUUGAAUCAGCAACAAAUAUUGAUUUAUCAAUACGAGCAAAAUUAUUUCAAUCAAUAAAACAAACAAAUUUUAUGGAUCUUACUCGUUCAAUUGAAUCUGAAAAUGAUGCUGCUAAUAAAUUAUAUGAACAAUGGAAAUCAUAUUCUCCAUCAUUAACUCAUAUAAAUAAAUUAACCUAUGAUAUCAAUUUAUCAAAAUUUGCUCCAUCAACUCAAUGGAGUGGUAUUCAAUUAUUUGAUGAUAAAAAUGACAAAGAACUUUUAAAAGUUGAUCUUUUGCCAACGGAAAAUUUUCUUUUCUUUUCAUCACUUGUUAAAUCUGGUAUAAUUAAUGGAAAGUCAAUUUAUUAUGUUAAUUACGGUCGACAAGAAGAUUUUGCUUAUUUAUUUAAAAAUCGUAUUCAUUUUAAAGAUCCUGAAAAAUCAAUUGUAUUUAUGAGACGUAAACCAACACUUAUUUCUCAAACUGAACAAAUUCAUCAAGCAAUUUAUUACGGUUUUGGUGCUUUAGUUUUAUUUGAUGAUAAUGAAAAUGCACAAAUUACAACAACAAAUGAUCGACAUACAUUUUUUCGAGGUUGGGCUAGAUAUUUAUCUGAAGAAGAACGUCAAAAGUUUAUUGAUGGUACUCUUAAUGAUGACAAUCAUUUUAUUUCUCUUUUAAUAAUUUCAUAUGAUGAUGUUCAAAAAAUAUUUCAAUUACUUCAAUCAAAUUCAAAUCCAUGGUUAAUGUGUCCGACUCAAUGGCAUGAUAAAGUGACUGCACUAAGAAUAGGUGGAGAGCUUUCAACUAUGAGAAUUCGAGUAGUUGUGAAUAUAGAACCUAUGAAAAUAGAAUUGCCUGUUGUUAUGAGUUCAAUUCGUGGCACAAUUGAUACUGAUCGUUUUAUUAUGAUUGGUUAUCAAUUAGGUACAAUACAACAAAAUAGAAUCAUGAAUGAAAUUAUAGAAGCCUAUACGAAUCAAAUUAAGAAUGGUUGGAAUCCAAGACGAUCAAUUCUAUUUUGUGCUUGGUCUGGUUUAGAUUAUGAUCAUUAUACAACUCGUCGUUGGCUUUCGGAUAAUUAUCGUUUUAUUGAUAAAAACUUAAUAGCAUAUCUUGAUCUUGGAAAUGGUGUUCUUGCAAAUUCUACUCUUAAUUUACAUGGUUCACCAUUACUUGAACAAGUUGCUAGUCGUGCCGCUAAUUUCGUACCAAGUCCAAUUGAACAUAAUCAUACAUGUCAUAAUCAAUUAGUAACAACAACCGUUUCAACUGAAGAAAAUCAUCAUCAUGGCCAUGAUCGAAAACGACGUGCCAGUGAUGGACAUGAACAACAUGUAGAAAAAAAUCAACAAGAACAAACGGAAUGUGAACCACAAAAAUUAUUUGAUGAAUGGGUUACAGCAAGUAAAAAUCAAAUUGGAUUAAAUAAUAUUUUAGGUAUUGUUCAAACAAUUGACAUCGAUUCAUCAGCUGCUUUAUUUCAACUACAAUAUGGAAUUCCAUCAAUAUUAAUUGAAAUGACUAAUCAACAGGCAUUAACAAAUGAUACAUUUUAUGUUUGUUAUUCAUCCCCUGCUUUUGAACGAGAAAUUCAACCAGAAGUUUAUGUUGCUUACACACAAUUCGUUACUGAAAUAAUUCGUCAAUUAAUUGAUGAACCAUUAAUUUCAUUUAAUUUAGCUUAUUAUGCCAAUCAAAUAGACAAACAAGUUAUUCAAUAUAUUGAGCAUUACAAUAGAGGAUAUGGUUCAGUAGGUUCACAUAUUGGUGAUCCUAGUGAUUUUACAAUAACAUUAAAUGAUUUAACAAAAUCUAUUCGAAAAUUUCAAUUAUAUAUUGAUCAACUACCUAAAAACGAUUAUUUUCGUUUUCAAUCAAUAAAUGAACAAUUAAUUGAAUUUGAACGUUUAUUUCUCAGUAAUGAUCAUCUACCUGGAAUGAAUACAAUCGAUAAAAUAUACAAACAUAUAUUAAUUGGUCCAGCAUUUGGUCUUACAAAUACUGCUGUACCAUUUCCAUUAUUAUCAAAUCUUCUCUUUGGUAUUCCAGAAGAUCCAUCAACAGAAAUAUGUGAAGCAUCAAAAUUAUUUUGGUUAAAAUUAAAAGAACAUAUUCAUGUAAUAAAUCGAACAUUAAUUGGAUUUGAUGGACUUAUGGAAAAAUUCUAA
This is a messenger RNA of Rotaria sp. Silwood2, 2463 nucleotides long. NCBI's taxonomy places the organism in Eukaryota, Metazoa, Rotifera, Eurotatoria, Philodinida, Philodinidae. The record is from the annotation of a GenBank genome assembly.